Molecule: messenger RNA, 4242 nt
Organism: Boleophthalmus pectinirostris (great blue-spotted mudskipper)
Lineage: Eukaryota; Metazoa; Chordata; Actinopteri; Gobiiformes; Gobiidae
Product: NACHT, LRR and PYD domains-containing protein 3-like
Exons: 15
Coding region: 1-4242 (1413 amino acids)
Biological process (GO): regulation of apoptotic process
Molecular function (GO): protein binding
Source: RefSeq, a predicted model, not a curated record
AUGGAUUCCAGCCAUACUGGUGAGUUCACAAACUCUAGACAGUCCUUCCUCACUCCCGCUGACAGGUUCAAACUUGCCGGGGUGGACCAAUCACAGAGCAGCAGACAGACGUACUUCACCAAAGAAGCAUUUGUGGAGGGAAAGAUAGACGACAGUGCCCCCUAUGGACCCACUGCAGAAUCUCUGACAAGUGACUCCUCCAAAGACUGGAAUCAAGAGUUUAAAGACUCACAUCAGAGAGAUGAAGGCCCGAGCAUUCCCUCUGGUCAGGAGCCUCAAGCUGAGCUGGACUCCAUCUUCCAGGUUUUGGAGGAGCAGGUCCUGAGGUUUGUACAACAGCAGCUGCAGAGGCUCCACAGGCUCCUGGCUUCAAAUUACCCAGAAUGCUCCGAGAGUGAGGAGGAUGAGAGCAGAGAGGUUCUGAACAUCACCUUGGACUUCCUGAAGAGGAUGGACCAGGAGCAUCUGGCCCAGCGCCUGCUCAGCAGGAGUAAAGUUGGAUUCAGAGAUAAACUGAAGAGGCAUCUGCAGCAGAGGUUCAGCCGUGUGUUUGAGGGUGUGGCUAAAGCAGGAGACUCCGCCCCCCUGACCCAGAUCUACACAGAGCUCUACAUCAUAGAGGGUGGAGCCUCAGAGGUCAACCAGGAACAUGAGGUCAGACACAUGGAGUUCAAGUCCAGGACACCGACCGCUCCGGAGAUCACCAUCACAUGUGAAGAUCUCUUUAAAGCCCACCCACAUUUACCAAAGCCAAUCAGAUUGGUGCUGACGAAGGGUGUGGCUGGCGUGGGGAAAACAGUGCUGACUCAGAAGUUCAGUCUAGACUGGGCUGAAGGCAGGGCCAAUCAGGACUUCCAGCUGCUGUUCCCCUUCACUUUCAGAGAGCUCAAUGUGUUCAGAAACACAGAGUUCAGCCUGGUGGAGCUGCUGCACCACUUCUUCAGUCCAUCCAAAGAUCUCUGUAGCUUCCAACAGCUCCAGGUGCUCUUCAUCUUUGACGGUCUAGACGAGUGCAGACCUCCUCUGGACUUCAGCCAAACCCAGGUCCUGACAGACGCCACAGAGUCUGCCUCAGUGCAUGUGCUGCUGGUGAACCUCAUUAGGGGCAGUCUGCUUCCCUCUGCUCACCUCUGGAUAACCACGCGCCCUGCGGCGGCCAGUCAGAUCCCAGCCGAGUGCGUCUCCAUGGUGACAGAGGUGCGAGGAUUUACUGACCUGCAGAAGGAGCAGUACUUCAGGAAGAGGUUUAAAGACCACGCCAAAGCUGUCAUCUCCCACAUCAAGAGCAUCCGCAGCCUCCACAUCAUGAGCCACAUCCCGAUCUUCUGCUGGAUCCUCUAUACAGUUCUACAGAAGCUUCUGAAACAAACAGAACCAGAGCUGCCCCGGACUCUCACACAGAUGUACGUCCACUUCCUGGUGGUGCAGGCCAAAAUCAAGAACAUCAAGUACCACGAGGGAUCAGGGGAGGAACUUCACUGGACUCCAGAGACCAGAGAGAUGGUGGAGUCUCUGGGAAAACUGGCCUUUGAGCAGCUGCAGAAAGGAAACCUGAUCUUCUACGAGAGUGACCUAAGCGAGUGUGGGCUGGACGCUGCAGCGGCCUCAGUGUACUCCGGAGUGUUCACACAGGUUUUUAGAGAGGAGCCAGGCCUGUACCAGGACAAGGUCUACUGCUUCAUUCAUCUGAGUGUGCAGGAGUUUCUGGCUGCUCUUCACGUCCAUCAGACCUUCUACAGCUCUGGAGAGAACCUGCUGGAGGCAACACAUACCUCUGAGAGUCCAGACCCUGAGGCCUUCUACCGCUCUGCUGUGGACCAGGCCUUACAGAGUCCAGACGGACACCUGGACCUGUUUCUCCGCUUCCUCCUGGGGCUGUCUCUGCCGACCAAUCAGAGGCUGUUGCAGGGUCUGCUGACUCACACAGAAAGUGACCGGACCGAUCAGGAGACAGUAAAGUACAUCAAACAGAAGCUGGAUGAAAAGGGCCUGCCUUCAGAGAGAAGUCUGAACCUGCUCCACUGUCUGAACGAGCUCAAUGACCAAAGUCUAGUGCAGGAGAUACAGAAGAACAUGAGAAGAUACCUCGCUGAUGGAACCAUGUCUGCUGCUCAGUGGUCUGCUCUGUCCUUUGUCUUACUGUCCUCAGAUUCAGACCUGAAGGAGUUUGACCUGAGGAAAUACCAGAACUCAGAGACAGCUCUCCUAGGUCUGCUGCCGGUGGUCAGAGCCUCCACCAAAACCCUUCUUUGUGGCUGUGGUCUGUCCCCUCACAGCUGUGCUCCUCUGGCCUCAGUCCUCAGCUCCUCCAGUCUUACACACCUGGAUCUCAGUCACAACGACCUCCAGGACUCAGGAGUGGAGCUGCUGUGUUCUGGACUGAAGAGCACCACCUGCAGACUGGAGACACUCAGUCUGUCUGGAUGUCUGGUCUCAGAGAGGGGUGGGGCUGCUCUGGCCUCAGCUUUGAGUUCCGCCUCUUCCCACCUCACAGAGUUAGACCUGAGCUACAACCAUCCAGGACCCUCUGCCGAGCUCCUGACUGCUCUACGAGACCAGCGCCCCCUGCUGUUGGAUCCUGCUGGAGAGCGCUGGAUGGUUCCAGGUCUGAGGAAAUACUCCUGUAAGGUCUCUCUGGACCCAAACACAGCUCACAGACGCCUGCUUCUGUCUGAGGACCAUCGGAGUGUGACACGUGUGGGUGUGGAUCAGAAGUAUGAAGAUCACGAAGACAGGUUCACAGUCCACGCUCAGGUCUUGAGCCGCACUGGCCUGAGGGGGCGCUGUUACUGGGAGGUGGACUGGAGCGGGAGGGUUGUUAUAGCAGGGAGUUACAAAGAGAUCAGACGGAGGGGACAGGAACGGGAGUGUGAGUUUGGAAACAAUGAUCACUCCUGGAGUCUGAGGAUCUAUGGUGAUGGAGUGUACUUCGUCUGGCACAAGAGCAACGCAACACGACUCCACCACUCAGAGAGAGGGGAAGUGUCAUCUAGUAAAGAAGGCGUGUUGUCUGGCAGAGUGGGCGUGUUCCUGGACUCUGAGGCUGGAGCUCUGUCCUUCUAUGAGGUCUCCUCUGAUGGAGAACUGUUCCACCUCUGGACCUUCUCGUCGUCCUUCUCUGAGCCUCUGUUUCCUGGUUUUGCACUGGGGGAUAAAAAUUCCUCUGUGACGCUGGAAACAAUGGGUUUCGUCCCAGAGGUGUCGCUGAAGUCUGCCCAUGUUUCCUUCAGAUGCUCUUCCACUGGAUUGGUGUUUGUGGUGACAAAGGAGGUGGAGCUCCUGUACAGAAUCGUCCAAUGGGAUGAAGCGCUUCUGGAGUCGUCGGGCAGAACUCCUGCAGGACCUCUGUAUGAGAUCGAGUGUCCAGAGCAAGCUUUGUGUGAACUGCACCUGCCGCACUGUGAACCAGAGCACGUGGACCUGUCCACGGUGGACCUGUCUGUGGCACACAUCAGUGACAGUGGACUGAGCCUGAUGGAGCCAGAGCAGAUCACUCAGAGCCAUGUGGUGAUCUCUGUCUCUGGCCUCUCUUUGUUUGGGCUCUUGAUGAAGUUCUUUGACCAAUACAAGGAGAUCAGUGGGCAGGUGCUGCUCUUCUGCACACUACAAGAACCCAAAGUCAACAUGUUCCUCCUGCCCAGGAACAUCUCCUUCGACCAGGUGGAGAAGAAACAGCGCACCACCAAAAUGUACAUUCAGGCUCCUUCCAAAUGUAAACUGGUCAUAAACAGACGUUACAAAGUGACCUGUCCCACAGCGAAGAGGAUCCAGCCUGAGUGGGCGCUUUUCGAUAUGGACAAUGAGCCCAACUUCCACCCGUCCUUUGAGGUGUGCCUGCCAACGGACUGUGGUCUAGUCUCCAUCUCAGUGAAAGAGGAGGGCAGCACAGAGGACACAGAGGUCUGGAGAUACAAGCUGGAUCUGACUGAGGUCACUGUGGGGGAAGACAGGAGGCCCCAGGAAAGUCCCCAGCUGCAGCUAUGGUCGGUGCGUCCAGAGUUUGUGCAGAGAGUGUCUGAUGAGGUGCUGAAACAGAUCCUGGAUAAACUUCAGCGGGAGAAGGUUCUGACUGCAGAGGAAGCAGGUUGCACAAGGCUGAAUAGCAGAGAAGACAAAGCCCGAUACCUGGUGGACACUGUGCUACAGAAAGGCCACGCAGCAACUUCAGCCUUGAUCCGAGCCUUUUGUGAACUUGACCCGUGGUCAGACCUCUGCCAGAAACUCAGGACUGAGGAUUCAUGA